GAGCCCAGGCAUUUGAUGUAGAAUAUGCACGGUGGCUGGAAGAGCACAUCCGACGAGUCAAUGAGCUGAGGGGAGCUGUCAACUCCCAUGCGGGUGAUGGUGAACUUCGCAUAAUUGUGGAUGGGAUCUUGGCUCACUAUGAUGACAUUUUCAGGAUAAAAGGUGAUGCUGCCAAGGCUGAUGUCUUCCAUAUAUUGUCAGGCAUGUGGAAAACACCUGCAGAGAGGUGCUUUUUGUGGCUUGGUGGAUUCCGUUCAUCUGAACUACUUAAGCUGCUUAUAAAUCAGCUGGAGCCUUUGACAGAGCAGCAGUUGUUGGGCAUCACCAAAUUGCAGGAAUCGUCCCUACAGGCAGAAGAUGCUUUGUCCCAAGGAAUGGAGGCAUUGCAGCAAUCCUUGGCUGAGACGUUGGCCGGAUCUCUUGGCCCUUCUGGUUCAUCUGGUAAUGUUGCAAACUACAUGGGACAAAUGGCCAUGGCAAUGGGAAAACUAGGAACUCUUGAGGGCUUCAUUCGGCAGGCUGACAAUCUACGGCAACAAACAUUGCAACAAUUGCACCGUGUAUUGACAACCCGCCAAUCAGCUCGUGCCUUGCUUGCUAUAAAUGAUUAUUUCUCUCGGCUUCGAGCUCUUAGCUCUCUAUGGGAUGCUCGUCCCCGGGAAUGAGAAGCAUGAUAUAUUCUUUGUUUCUGAUUUUAGUUUGAAAGAAGGGUCUGGCUGUGUGUUCUUAGUAGUACCAAAUAUGAUCUGCCUGCCCAACUGAUGGGUUUGUUGUCACGGAUUCAAAAUUAGGGUUGUGUUUGUUUCUGUAGCAGCAUGGCGUCGUCGGACACACCUUUGGUUUCAUAUUUAGAGUUGUACUUAGCUUUGUAUUAUCCUUCAGGGUUUGUAUUUUAUUUUUCCUUUUAAAAGCAAAAUUUGGUGCAGCAUAGGCAGUAAUUUAUGUUAUCUAGACAUUAUUCUAAUCAACAGAAAUUCAGUUUUAUUUUUAAUGAAAAUGGAUUUGAAUGCUAGUGCUA
Messenger RNA from Camellia sinensis, 1018 nucleotides. NCBI's taxonomy places the organism in Eukaryota, Viridiplantae, Streptophyta, Magnoliopsida, Ericales, Theaceae. The record is from RefSeq and is a predicted model, not a curated record.